Polyodon spathula (Mississippi paddlefish) is the source of this 3851-nucleotide messenger RNA. RefSeq names its product extended synaptotagmin-3-like. Gene Ontology annotation, molecular function: lipid binding. The record is from RefSeq and is a predicted model, not a curated record. The coding region runs from base 342 to 2975 and encodes 877 amino acids. Gene Ontology annotation, biological process: lipid transport. NCBI's taxonomy places the organism in Eukaryota, Metazoa, Chordata, Actinopteri, Acipenseriformes, Polyodontidae. The transcript is spliced from 23 exons.
UGAAAGGGUGUGGAAGGGAGUAUGGGCAACUUCUGUAAACUUAAUCACCUGAAGUUGGGAGGCAAGGGAAGCGAACUGGAGCGAAAAAAUAGGGAAAGCGUGACGUUAAAAUGCAGUAAAGAGCAGAGAAUCGUCACUGCAAUCGCAGUAAUGGUAAAAGCAAGAUUUUUUUUUUUUUUUUUUUUGUAAUAAUGAACCGUAACCGAAUGAUUAAACAGCUUGCUUCUGGAUUGAAACAAACGUGGAUUUAUUUUUCUAUUUAUUUAUUUUUUAUUUUUUAUUUCAGAAGGCGGAACUGUUUGGACAGUUUGUUUAUUGAUUUAUUUUGAGGUCAGGCAAAAAUGAAAACUACGAGUGAGGCUGGGAAAGAGAGUCGAAAGAUGAGCACCACAUUUUCAGAGAAGGAGUCAAGAAUUCCUGAAACUCCUGCGAAUAGUUGUGAGGAUGCCGACGAUGGACCGAGUGCGGCUAACCAGGCUGUAGUAGAAAUACUCAUACAUUUCGGGAAGGUGUUCCUCUACCUGGUCCCCGUGUACCUGGUAGGGUACCUGGGCUUGAGCAUCAGCUGGGUCCUGUUUGCCUUGAUGCUGUGGAUGUGGUGGAAAAGAAACAGAGCCAGCAAAUUGGCCCGCUUUGCAGCAUCUGUGGGUUUUUUGGACAAUGAACGACAUGUCAUUACAGAAGGACUGAAGGAGCUCAAUCUGCCUGCUUGGGUUCAUUUUCCUGAUGUAGAGAAGGCAGACUGGUUGAACCAGAUAUUGGAUCAAGCCUGGCCAUACUUUGGGAUCUUUAUGGAGAAGAUAUUCCGUAACAACAUUGAACCGGCAGUCCGAGCAUCAAACAUUCACCUCAAGACCUUCACCUUCACCAAGAUCCACUUUGGAGAAAAGCCCUUGAAGAUCAAAGGAGUGAAGGCAUACACCAAAGGGGUUGACAAGAGGCAAGUUAUCCUGGACCUGCAAGUCAGUUAUGUUGCAGACUGUGAAAUCAAUGUGGAGAUUAAAAGGCUAUGCAAAGCUGGUGUGAAAGGAAUGCAGCUUCACGGCACAUUGCGAGUCAUUCUGGAACCGCUUAUUGGCCAGUCCCCCUUGGUAGGAGGAGUGACGUUUUUCUUCAUUAGGCGACCACUUUUGGAAAUCAACUGGACUGGACUAACAAACUUGCUGGAUGUGCCAGGAUUAAAUGACAUGUCGGAUGGUGCAAUUCUGGAUAUCAUCUCCUCCUACAUGGUUUUACCCAACCGCUACUGCAUCCCUCUCAUCGACCAGGUGCAGCUGGCCCAGAUGAGGUUCCCUCUUCCAAGUGGUGUGGUAAGAGUUCAUCUGAUAGAGGCUGAAGACCUGGUACCAAAAGACACCUACAUGAUGGGAAUGGUAAAAGGCAAGUCUGAUCCGUAUGCAAAUCUGAGGGUCGGCACACAGAGCAUUCGUAGCAAAACCAUCAAGGAAAACCUGAACCCCAAAUGGAAUGAGGUUUAUGAGUUUGUGGUGCACGAGGCUCCGGGGCAAGAUCUAGAGCUGGAGAUGUUUGAUGAAGACCCCGAUAAAGAUGAUUUUCUUGGCAGUCUCGUCAUAGAACUUGGUGAGGUGAUGAACGACAGAGUUGUGGAUGAGUGGUUCCCACUGAGUGACAUAGAGAGAGGGAAGGUGCACUUGAAGCUGGAGUGGCUUUCUUUACUGGUAGACCCGGACAAAUUGGUGGAGAAUAACCACUGUUUUUCAUGUGCGAUGCUGGUUGUGUAUUUGGACAGUGCCUACAACCUACCUAGAAAUCACUUUGAAUACAGCAACAAUGAAUAUGGAUUGAAGAAGAAUAAAAAUCCCAAGUACCUUAAGUCAAAGAAGAGCAAUGGAGAGCCAUCAGCACAUGUGGAAUUUUCCAUAGACCAAGAAUUGCAGAAAAGCAAGGUCUCCCAUUCAACCAAAGAUCCAGUGUGGGAGGAGUCCUUUACUUUCUUCAUCAAAAAUGUUCACUCUCAGUGUCUUACAAUAGAGAUUAAAGACGAUGACAGGAAAUGUGCCCUGGGUGUCUUGUCACUCCCCCUCAAGCGCUUGCUGACUGCUGCGGAAAUGACCAUGGACCAGCGCUUCCAGCUGGAGCACGCUGGACCCAGCAGCAUGAUCAAGAUGAAAGCCAUGCUGAGGGUCCUCGCAGUGAAGGAUCCAGACCCGGAUAUUGUCUACACUGGCCUUAACGCCUUAAAGAAAGCUCCAUUGUCAGUCAAAAAUAAGAGAAGCAGUAGAAAUGAAUCGUCUUCACCAACUGCACACCCAGUACACCCAGUACACCCUACUCCCCCAGCACACCAAACUCACCCAGCUAAAAGACAAAACGGUGCCCUUUCCGAGGAUAAACUGGAGAGAGAGAGCAGCAGCCACUGCAAUCCCAGACCCGCUUCCAACAGGGAAUCAAAGCCUAUGGCGCCAGCAACGCCAAUCACAAGGACAUCCUCUGUGUCACGACAACGCACAAGAUUCGAUACUCGGAGUAUUGACAUGUCCAUUUGUUCUUCCCGUUUUGACCUCACAGAAGACCAGAUUCCAUUUCCAAAUGGAACAAACUACCAGGCUGGCAGUCUGGGAGAGAUACAGGUGACUGUGCGUUACGUACCCCAAAGGAAGAGUCUGACUGUGCUUGUUAAUUCUUGCAGGAAUUUAAUAGCUGCCUCCCAGGGUGGAUCUGAUCCAUAUGUCAGGAUCUAUUUGUUUCCAGAAAGGAGCUGGGCCUCAAGGAAAAAAACAACUGUGAAAAAGAAGUGUGUCCACCCUCUGUUUGAUGAGAAGUUCGAAUACUCUGUACCUCUUGAAGAAGCCCAGCGGAGAAAGCUAGAUAUUGCAGUAAAGCACAAGCAGCCAUUCACUUCACGUGAAAGAAAAGAACUUGGGAAGGUCUUGGUUGACCUUUCUCAACAGGAUUUGAUCCAGGGAUUUACUCAGUGGUAUGAGCUGUCUAUGGACGGACUGCAAAAAAGCUAAGAGCCGCUGCUUGUGCCCACAUAUCUCUGCAAGGCCUUCAUUGAUUUGGACAGCUUUUUUUUUUGACUGCAGUACAUUUCCACAAAAAAAAAUCUAAUCUGGAUGAAUCCUUUCAGGAAAGAUGCAUAUAAAAAUGCACAUUAAGAUCAGUGGCACUAAUGGUUCACUGUUGGUGUCUAGUAUAUGGUUAUUUUUGUAUAUCAUCAAAUGUACUGUAUGAAUCUAAAUUUAAGGAUUCUGAUAAAAUACCCAAGUCCUACUUUUUUUGUACAUUUUAAAUUUAUCACCUCCAACAAAUUUUUUUAAAAAUGAGUGUAAUAGUACAGCCCAUGCUAAAAUUGAAUUGCUAGUCAGGAUUACCUUAAAGCGUUACUGUAAACAGUUGUUGUUUUUAAGCCCCAAUAUUAACCUUUAACAUGGAUUUUCCUGGUACUUGCAAUGUUUCAGCAGUUUUUUGGGGUUUUUUUUGUAAAUGUUUGUUUUGUAUUCAUAUCGUAUGUCAAAGAAUCAAACAUUGGGAGUGGGGGGGGGGGGGGGGUCACUUUUUUUAAAUUUACAACUUUGUCAGCACAGCCUGCUUGUGUCAAAUGUAUUUAUAUGGGCUGCUUUACCUUCAGCUGCUUGCAGCUUAAAACUAUUCAAGGAAACGCUGGUUACAUUUUGGUGAAAGACCAUGGGCACCCACAUGUGUAACCAUGUUAAAGCUGUUUUUUGCCAAGCUAGUUUAGGAACACCAGUUCUUUUUGUCAUGUGUCUUUUUGAACCUGUGAUGUAUAAAGUAUUAUUUGGCCAUGUUCUACUUGUAUAUAAGUGGUGAAAAGGAUGCAAAGUGUUGCAGUAUGUCCCUGUAAAAAAAUAAUAAAUUUAUAUUAAAUA